This is a messenger RNA of Manihot esculenta (cassava), 1335 nucleotides long. RefSeq lists its product as uncharacterized. The transcript has 11 exons. NCBI's taxonomy places the organism in Eukaryota, Viridiplantae, Streptophyta, Magnoliopsida, Malpighiales, Euphorbiaceae. The record is from RefSeq and is a predicted model, not a curated record. Bases 129 to 905 code for a protein of 258 amino acids. Gene Ontology annotation, molecular function: oxidoreductase activity; antioxidant activity.
CGAAGAUACUUUUACACUUAUUGGAUCUUGUUGGCUGCGGCCCAGGUGUGUGGUUACCGGCGAAAUCCGGAAAACGGCAAAAGGUGCAUAAUAUCCCAAACAGAAUUUCGAUAAUCCAAGACCCAAGCAUGGCUGCCACUGCUCAGACGAGUGUGGCUUUCGCAGCAGGAGGCGCCCGAACACUGCCUGUCCAGUGCACGUUAGCAAAACCCAGUACAACUUUUGUGUCUGCAUGGACAUUCUCGAAGAUGGGUUUCAAUUCUCUGAAGCUCGGGUACGGGAAGAACAACACUCUGCCCUCCAGGAAGCUCUCAGUUCGAGCUGCUAGAACUGAGUCACAAGGUGUCUCCUUAGGCUUCAGAGCUCCUCAUUUUGAGCUGCCAGAGCCUCUAACUGAGAAAAUGUGGACAAUGGAAGAUUUUGAGGCAUAUCCUGCUUUGCUGGUUAUGUUCAUCUGCAAUCACUGUCCAUUUGUUAAACACUUAAAGAAGGAUAUAGUGAAGCUCUCAAAUUUCUACAUGAAGAAAGGACUUGCAGUUGUUGCCAUAUCUUCAAAUUCGGUGGUCACUCACCCGCAGGAUGGGCCAGUGUUCAUGGCAGAAGAGGCUAAAAUGUUUAAUUACCCAUUUCCCUAUUUAUAUGAUGAGUCACAAGAAGUUGCUCGAAAUUUUGGAGCUGUUAGCACACCGGAGUUUUUUCUGUUUAAAAAGGAUGGUCGGCGGCCAUUUGAGCUGGUGUAUCAUGGCCAGUUUGAUGAUUCUCGACCCAGUAACAAUGUGCCUGUGACAGGAAGGGACCUAAGUCUGGCGAUAGAUUGUGUACUUAGUGGUCAGCCAGUCUCAUCAGUUCAGAAACCAAGUGUUGGAUGCAGCAUAAAGUGGCAUCCUGGAUCUGGGCUCCAAUAAUCUUCAGUGUUAGAUCUCAAGAUCGUAAUGUUCCAGUCUAAACUAUGAAUUUUUCUUUUGAGGGGGUUAUGUUCAUUGCUUGGGAUUCUCCGAGCACAAAAGAGAAUGGGUCGUUCCUCUGGGGAAGGGUUCACACAGAGGAGGGCCACCCCAAGCACCUGAAGCAUUUCUUGAAGUUGAGUACCUGAUCGAAGAAGAAGCUGCUGGUCUACAAUUGCUGUGAAUUCUCUUUUUCUUUCUCUAAGUUCCUUGUUGACCCAAGUGACAAUAUGGGCACCUUCAGGAAUCCUGUUAUCUGUCGGUUCUUUCCCUGUUAACACUUCUAGAAGAACUACACCAUAGCUGUACACAUCACUUUUCUCUGUGAUUCUGAAACUGUAUCCAUAUUCUGCAAUUUGCAAAUGAAGUUAGCUCGUACUUUAUUUGAAAA